Molecule: messenger RNA, 1381 nt
Organism: Haliotis rubra (blacklip abalone)
Lineage: Eukaryota; Metazoa; Mollusca; Gastropoda; Lepetellida; Haliotidae
Product: cathepsin B-like
Exons: 9
Coding region: 123-1133 (336 amino acids)
Biological process (GO): regulation of catalytic activity
Cellular component (GO): lysosome
Molecular function (GO): cysteine-type endopeptidase activity
Source: RefSeq, a predicted model, not a curated record
CGACCAAUCAAAUCAAUCACAUGACAGUCAUAUGACACAAAAUUGUGACCCAUGUUUCCUUUUGUAUAAGAAAGAUAAGAGCUGUUGUCCGCCUAUCUCAGGGCUGAAGAUCAAAUCCAAAGAUGAAGGUUCUUCUGGUUGUGUGCUGCUUGGCGGUGGUUGCCAUGGCGGCACCUGAAUAUUAUCAUAUGGACAUAGACACCAUGAUUGUCACAAUCAACUCUGUGCAGAAAACUUGGAAGGCUGGUAGAAACUUCCACCCUUCUCUGCCCCACUCCUACUACAAGCGUAUGUUGGGAGUUAAGGACAUCAAUGGUGAGAGUCAGAGACUCAACGAUCUGCUGCCCAAGAAGACACAUGACCUGUCCAUGAUCAGUCUGCCAAAUAACUUUGACGGUCGUGAAGCGUGGCCCAACUGUCCCUCCCUGAAGGAAAUCCGUGAUCAGUCCAACUGUGGCUCUUGCUGGGCUUUUGGUGCAGUGGAGGCAAUGACCGACAGAAUCUGUAUCCUGUCUAAUGGGACAAAGAAUUUCCACAUCUCAGCAGAGGACCUGUUGACUUGCUGCAAGUCAUGUGGAAAUGGAUGCAACGGUGGCUUCCCAUCAGCAGCAUGGAACUACUUUGAUGAAGAUGGCAUCGUCACUGGUGGUCAGUACGGCACCAAUGAGGGGUGCCAACCCUACAAACUGCCCCCCUGCGACCACCAUGUUCCCGGCAAGUACAAGCCCUGCACGGGAGACUCCGAGACCCCUAAGUGUGUGAAGAAGUGUCAGGCAAACUACAACAUCAGCUAUGAAAAUGACAAGCACUAUGGGUCCCGAACCUACUCAGUGCGUGAUGUGGACCAGAUCAUGGCCGAGAUCUACAAGAACGGACCAGUGGAGGCAGCUUUCACUGUGUACAGUGAUUUCCCCACCUACAAAUCUGGUGUGUACAGCCACACCUCCGGCGAGGCCCUUGGAGGACAUGCCAUAAAGAUCCUGGGCUGGGGUGUUGAGAACGGGGAAGAGUACUGGCUGGUAGCCAACUCAUGGAACGCUGACUGGGGAGAUAAAGGAUUCUUUAAGAUCAGGAGAGGUACUGAUGAAUGCGGCAUUGAGUCCCAGGUUGUGGCUGGAGACCCCAAGCUGUAAAGUCAAUGUAGUAUAAUUACGUAAACCAUCUGGCCUUACAUCUACUCAGGUCUUGAGGAUGCAGUUUGAUACAGCUGAGGUACUAAUAUGUACCAUCAUAUUUUUAUAUCUGAAUUAACCAGAUUGUCUUUCUUAUUUUGAUACAGUCCAUUUUAUUUUUGGGCACCCUUUGUACAUUGUGUUUCAAUUUUGACUGUUCAGUUUACAUGCACCAAGCUUAUACAUUCAAUAAAAAGUGUUACAGAUAA